AUGUCCCACAUCCAUCCUCGGCCGGCGCUGUGGCUUGUCGGCAAGGGCCGUGGAAAUUUCACCGGAAAUUGUGUGUCACUGCUCUCAUGGGCAUUAAAGGGCAAGUUUGACGUUUAUUAUGGCACAGGGUUUGGGGAAUCGACGAAUGGUCGCGAGAUGAUUUUGACAGAAGACAACACUUGGGUGCGGAAUAGCGAGGCAGGGAAUGGAUUUUACGGAGAGCUUGUCAAUCAACUAAGGAAAGAGAACGGAUCACUCGCUGCAUAUUGGAGAAAAAUGUGGAUCGUGGGGUAG
This is a messenger RNA of Penicillium verhagenii, 294 nucleotides long. RefSeq lists its product as uncharacterized. Bases 1 to 294 code for a protein of 97 amino acids. The record is from RefSeq and is a predicted model, not a curated record. The transcript is spliced from 2 exons. NCBI's taxonomy places the organism in Eukaryota, Fungi, Ascomycota, Eurotiomycetes, Eurotiales, Aspergillaceae.